AUGUUUGGCGCUUUCAAACCCAGCGCACCUCUAUCAGGUGGUCUAUUAUGGAAAACACCCUGGCGCCUCUCACCACACCAAAAGCUCCGCCACCGCCGUCGUCUUCGCCGAGUAGACAACGUAGUCACAGUCCUCGACACAGCCCUGCAACGCGCAAAAGCCACCUCAGACCUCCAAUCCACCCAACCCCCGCCCUCGGAAACCCCAGACCCAGACACAAGUUCCAUCCCCGGGAAUGCCACGGCCUCUGAACUCCGCACCACAGCAGAGGGUCAACGGCUCCUCAACUCGUUCAAACCUGCCGUCAUAGCGCUCGAAACUCGUAGACAUGGUCGCGGACCACGACAGGGAGAGUUUUUGCCCAAUGGGAAGUUAUUGAGAGAUGCUGCGGCGGAGGCCGGGACGAUGAAAUUGCUGGUGAGGUGGAAGUCGGAUAUGCCGACUGAGCAGGAGAUGUUGCCCAAGGACAAGUACAGUAUCUUUGACAAGAAGGUGCGAGGGUAUAGGAAGAGUGUGCAUAAGUUGCCCAAGUGGACAAGGGUUAGUCAGAGGUUGAACCCACCUGGUUUUUAG
Messenger RNA from Ramularia collo-cygni, 573 nucleotides. Its product is annotated as related to ribosomal protein YmL31 precursor. Gene Ontology annotation, cellular component: mitochondrial large ribosomal subunit. Gene Ontology annotation, molecular function: structural constituent of ribosome. Bases 1 to 573 code for a protein of 190 amino acids. The record is from RefSeq and is a predicted model, not a curated record. NCBI's taxonomy places the organism in Eukaryota, Fungi, Ascomycota, Dothideomycetes, Mycosphaerellales, Mycosphaerellaceae. The transcript has 2 exons.